Messenger RNA from Callithrix jacchus (white-tufted-ear marmoset), 4817 nucleotides. RefSeq names its product component of oligomeric golgi complex 3 (gene COG3). Lineage: Eukaryota; Metazoa; Chordata; Mammalia; Primates; Cebidae. The record is from RefSeq and is a predicted model, not a curated record. Gene Ontology annotation, biological process: intra-Golgi vesicle-mediated transport; intracellular protein transport; Golgi organization. Gene Ontology annotation, cellular component: membrane; COG complex; cis-Golgi network.
CGCCCCCCACACUGCGGAACCAUUUCCGGGGUCAGGGCAUUCCGGCCCGCCCCGCCGCCGGUGCAGUGCUGGAAGCUCCGGGUCUCCCGGAAGUGGCCCGGGUCUCUCUGUGGGGGUCCCCUCCACCCCCCCUGCUGCUGAAGGCCGCGGGGGCGGGGGCGAUGGCGGAGGCGGCGCUGCUGCUGCUGCCCGAGGCGGUGGCGGAGCGGGACGCUCGGGAAAAGCUGGCUCUCUGGGAUCGGAGAGCGGACACGACGGCGCCGCUGACCGACCGGCAGACGGACUCGGUCCUGGAGCUGAAGGCGGCGGCAGAGAACCUGCCGGUGCCAGCCGAGCUCCCGAUUGAAGACUUGUGCAGUUUAACGUCCCAGUCACUGCCCAUUGAACUGACUUCAGUCGUGCCUGAAUCCACAGAAGACAUUCUCUUGAAGGGCUUCACCUCCUUAGGAAUGGAAGAAGAAAGAAUUGAGACCGCACAGCAGUUUUUCUCAUGGUUUGCAAAGCUGCAGACUCAGAUGGAUCAAGAUGAAGGAACCAAAUAUAGACAGAUGAGGGAUUACUUGUCUGGGUUUCAGGAGCAGUGUGAUGCUAUACUGAAUGAUGUAAACAGUGCUCUUCAGCAUCUGGAGUCUUUGCAGAGACAGUAUCUUUUUGUGUCCAAUAAGACAGGAACCCUACAUGAAGCCUGUGAACAGCUCCUUAAAGAACAGUCGGAACUUGUUGAUCUGGCUGAAAACAUUCAACAAAAGCUUUCCUAUUUUAACGAAUUGGAAACUAUUAACACAAAAUUGAAUUCCCCUGCAUUGUCGGUGAAUAGUGAUGGAUUUAUACCUAUGCUGUCCAAGUUGGAUGACUGUAUAACAUAUAUCUCAUCUCAUCCUAAUUUUAAAGAUUAUCCUGUCUAUUUGCUGAAAUUUAAACAGUGUCUUUCUAAAGCCUUGCACCUCAUGAAGACAUACACUGUGAACACACUACAGACCCUCACAAAUCAGUUACUGAAAAGGGAUCCUUCAUCUGUACCUAAUGCAGACAAUGCCUUCACAUUAUUUUAUGUGAAAUUUCGAGCUGCCGCCCCCAAAGUCAGAACUCUUAUUGAACAAGUAGAGCUGCGAUCUGAAAAAAUACCUGAAUACCAGCAACUGCUCAGUGAUAUCCACCAGUGUUACCUUGAUCAGCGGGAGCUCCUUCUGGGCCCUAGUAUAGCUUGCACUGUUGCAGAGCUAAGCAGCCAAAAUAACAGAGACCACUGUGCCUUGGUUCGUAGUGGCUGUGCCUUCAUGGUUCAUGUCUGCCAGGAUGAACACCAACUUUACAAUGAAUUUUUCACAAAACCAACAUCAAAAUUAGAUGAGCUUUUGGAGAAACUGUGUGUGUCAUUGUAUGAUGUCUUCAGACCAUUGAUCAUUCAUGUUAUUCACUUAGAGACUCUGUCGGAACUUUGUGGGAUUCUUAAAAAUGAGGUGCUUGAAGAUCAUGUGCAGAACAAUGCUGAGCAGCUGGGGGCGUUUGCCGCUGGAGUCAAGCAGAUGCUGGAAGACGUUCAGGAGCGGCUUGUCUACCGAACCCACAUCUACAUUCAGACGGACAUCACGGGCUAUAAACCGGCUCCUGGAGAUCUGGCCUAUCCCGAUAAGUUAGCCAUGAUGGAGCAAAUUGCACAGAGUUUGAAAGAUGAGCAGAAGAAGGUACCUUCGGAAGCUUCAUUUUCAGAUGUUCAGUUAGAAGAAGGAGGGUCUAAUAGUCUGACAAAAUCCGGUUCAACAGAGUCCCUCAAUCCUAGACCACACACCACAAUUUCUCCAGCGGAUCUUCAUGGAAUGUGGUAUCCUACGGUUCGAAGAACUCUUGUCUGUCUCUCCAAAUUAUACAGAUGCAUAGAUAGGGCAGUGUUCCAAGGAUUGUCCCAGGAAGCCUUGUCUGCCUGCAUUCAGUCCUUACUGGGAGCGUCAGAGUCAAUCAGCAAAAACAAGACUCAAAUUGAUGGACAACUUUUCUUAAUUAAGCACCUUUUGAUACUUCGUGAACAAAUUGCUCCAUUUCACACUGAAUUCACCAUUAAGGAAAUUUCCCUGGACCUCAAGAAAACUAGAGAUGCGGCAUUUAAAAUCCUGAACCCUAUGACUGUUCCAAGAUUUUUUAGGCUGAAUAGCAACAAUGCCUUGAUAGAGUUCUUGUUGGAGGGAACCCCUGAGAUAAGAGAACAUUAUCUUGACUCUAAAAAAGACGUAGACCGUCAUCUGAAAUCAGCCUGUGAGCAGUUUAUUCAGCAGCAGACCAAGCUGUUUGUGGAGCAGCUGGAGGAGUUCAUGACGAAGGUUUCAGCGUUAAAAGCAAUGGCCAGUCAGGGAGGCCCCAAGUAUACUCUGUCACAGCAGCCUUGGGCACAGCCAGCAAAGGUCAGUGACCUCGCGGCAGCUGCGUAUAAGACAAUAAAAACGAAGCUGCCUGCGACGCUGAGAAGCAUGUCCUUGUACUUGUCCAAUAGAGACACCGAGUUCAUCUUGUUUAAGCCAGUGAGGAAUAAUAUUCAGCGAGUCUUCCAGAAGUUCCACGUCCUGCUGAAGGAAGAGUUCAGCCCUGAGGACGUCCAGAUCAUUGCCUGUCCGUCCAUGGAGCAGCUGAGCCUCCUGCUGUCAGUUUCUAAAUAAGCAGGCCCGCCGGGGUGUGCACCUGAACCACCUGUCUGGGAGGAGCAGGCUGAGAAGUCUGGCAGUCUGCAGGACACCGAGGGAUUGGAUGUGGGAGUGUCCCCGAGAACCACGCUGCCCGGUGCUGACUGCAGAAUGAAAUAGAAUAAAGUGUUACAAGAUCGAUGUUUUCUUCUCUAAAACAUCAAAAUGCCAAAGAUUAAUCUGUGAUUGGCGAUAACUGCCUCAUUUAAAUGGUCACAAGAAAUGUGAAGAGAGAGCUAGGGCAGACACGCAGUGAGGUGGUUCUGGUAAAAGAUGUGCAGUAGACAUAGGUUACAGUAAAUAGUGCCGAGAACUUUACAGAAAAGCAGCCUCGCUAAAACGUGAAACACUGUAACACUUUUAACCACUGAGCAUUCCACAGUGACUCUUUUUUUAUCUCCAGAAAUGGGGUAUUUCUACACCCUUAUUUAAUGUAAUAUUUCUUCUAUCAUUUUGAAGUUUACUUUGGAGUAGAUUGGUUGCUUCUGAGAACACAUUCUGCCCUCCUGGGAAUUCCGGGUGUCACCCUUUGCUCUGUUUGAUGUGAGGUAGUUUAAAGAGAGGACUUCCUGUGAAGCUCCAGCAUUGGCUCCCCUUGAAUUGCUGCAGUGCGAGAGGUUCUAAAGCAGGGAGCUGCAGCCCCUCACCAUCGGUGUGUGCGGUGCCGUUAGUGAAGAUCCUCAUGGUAUGAUAGGGCGAGUCUGUGAGUGCAAAGUACCAAUCAAGGUGUCUUAAAUUUGGUGCAUAAAGGAGAGAAGGAGACUUGAUGAAUAGUGUCCACAUGAGUGAAGGUCCAGGUCACCAGCCUCUGUACGCUGCCUUUGGUUUCAGCAGUUCUUUGAAAAGCAGACACUCGAAUGUCCUGUCCAUUCAUUCAGCUGGCUGUGCUGUACUGUGGGCCAGCCGUGUGGAUCUCCAGCCUGGCUGCAGCAGAAUACAUUUUACCAGCAAACCUAACAGUAUCCACAUCUGAAAACCACCACACCAUGUCAGGAAUCAUAAAUUAUGCAUCUCUAUGAAUUUUCCAACAAAUUCCUGUUUCCUGAUUGGAUUGGUUUUGCCUCUGAUGACAAGGUACCCAGCUUCUUAGUUCAAAAAGAAUUCUGGAUCGGGUGCGGUGGCUCAUGCCUGUAAUCCCAGCACUUUGGGAGUCCAAGGUGGGCUGAUCACGAGGUCAGGCGAUUGAGACCAUCCUGGCUAACAUGGUGAAACCCCAUCUUUACGGAAAAAAAAAAAAAAAAAAAAAAAAAAAUACAAAAAAUUAGCCAGGCAUGGUGGCAUGUGACUGAUGUCCCAGCUACUUGGGAGUCUGAGGCAGGAGAAUCACUUGAACCCGGGAGGCGGGGGUUGCAGUGAGCUGAGAUUGCACCACUGCACCACUCCAGCCUGGGUGACGGAGCGAGACUCCAUCGCAGAAAAAAAAAAAGGAGGGAAUUCUGAGUUAUUCAAACACUAGUCUAGAGGUGGACACUGUCAGGGAUUCUGGAAUGGGACCAGGGGACCUUUUGAUGCCCGUUAGACAUGACGGAGGCAGCGCUUCUGCGGAGUGCACCUGGGUCACCUGCCCUGAUCGUUGUCAUUUUAACAGCUCACUUCCUUUCACUUAGUUUAGAUUGGUAGUGGGGGUUGCUUGAUAGAGGUUUUUACUCUCUAUUUUGAGAAGGUAGAAAGUAAGAAGGCCCAUAUUCAUUUUGCCAUGAAAUGAAUGAAUUAGGAAGAUUGUGUUUACUUAACUUUUUAAACACACGUUUAAUGAAAUAAACUGUAAAAUAUCCAGUUUUGUGUAUUAUAUGUACAUUUGAUUUUUAAUAGCCUUUCCAAAGAAAUGAGGGCACGAUUACUGUACAGUAAGUACUGUGACUGAGUUAAUUUGAUGUUCUUAUAAACAUAUUUAAUGACAGUGGUUCUUGUGUUUUGCUCUUUUAUUUCUGAAGCACUCAAACACCUUACGAGGUGCUAAGUAGGUAAUAGUGACCCAACGUGUUUGCUAAAUGAUCGUUUGUUUAAAUCUGUACAGUUUAAGUGUUCACUUAUACAAAGAGUGUAUAUACUUUCAGGUAAUUUAAAAUGCUUUAUAUUAUUUGGCUAGAGAUUGCUGUUUUUAAUAAAUGUGAAUUUUUUAAAAAUAAAGAUUUUUGCUUCCUA